AUGGGAUUUCUCAGCAUAAUCACAUCACUAACUCCAGGAGAUCCUCGGUCCCGACUUCCACCCCCACGACGUGAAGAAAGUGGUAGGGGACCGAGCCAGCGUGCUCCUCCUUUCAGUCCUCCGCUUUAUGAAGCUCCCCCUCCUUCUUACGAAUCUCUUUCAACUACAUCUACGAGACCUGAGGGUUUUGAAUCAAAGUCUGACAGUCAUCUCGCCACAGCAAGACAGAAUUCUGGAAGUUUAGUCGCACCCAGCGGGCCAACUAACAGGCCGCAAUCUUCUCGCUCAUUACAAAAGGAGAGACCUCAUUCUUCUUAUACACCAGAAGUCGACCGCCGAUUCUCCCAGGCAUCAGCCGAGGAGGCUCGUCGCUCUUCUCGUACGUCAGAGGAGAGUCGUUGCUCCUCUACAAGUGAACCUGGUUCUUCCCAUGAACUCACCAAGGACAGGCGACCCUCUACCACAGGAAUGAGAUCCAAAGGUACUUUUCGACGCCAAACUCACCAUGAGUCUACAGAUGUGGAUAAUCAUACAUCGGGUACUUGUAUUCGCUGCAGAACUGAAGCUUCACAUGUCCCAAGAAGCUCUGAGCAAGCUCGGGUCACUACUGGUUUUGCGACAUACGAUGAAUGGUGCACUCGCUCCAGAUAA
Molecule: messenger RNA, 651 nt
Organism: Botrytis fragariae
Lineage: Eukaryota; Fungi; Ascomycota; Leotiomycetes; Helotiales; Sclerotiniaceae
Exons: 2
Coding region: 1-651 (216 amino acids)
Source: RefSeq, a predicted model, not a curated record